Molecule: messenger RNA, 1220 nt
Organism: Cavia porcellus (domestic guinea pig)
Lineage: Eukaryota; Metazoa; Chordata; Mammalia; Rodentia; Caviidae
Product: glutathione S-transferase Mu 2
Exons: 8
Coding region: 154-810 (218 amino acids)
Biological process (GO): glutathione metabolic process
Molecular function (GO): glutathione transferase activity
Source: RefSeq, a predicted model, not a curated record
GCUCUGGCGUUCGGGGUUGGUUGGGAUUGGGGGCGGAGCAGGAAGGACCCAAGUCCCCUCUGCAGCCAGGACCCGCCCCUCCGUUUGUCCGGCGCUCUCAGAACCUGGAGAGCAAGCUGGCAGAGGGAGACCUGCACGGUCUACAACAGCAGCAUGUCUGUGACUCUAGGUUACUGGGACAUCCGCGGGCUGGCUCACGGCAUCCGCCUGCUCCUGGAAUAUACAGACACCAGCUAUGUGGAGAAGAGAUACACCAUGGGGGACGCUCCUGAUUAUGAUCAAAGCCAAUGGCUGAACGAGAAGUUCAAGCUGGGACUUGACUUUCCCAAUCUGCCCUACCUAAUUGAUGGGACCCACAAGCUCACCCAGAGCAAUGCCAUCAUGCGCUACAUUGCCCGCAAGCACAACCUGUGUGGUGAGACAGAAGAGGAGAAGAUUCGUGUGGACAUUUUGGAGAACCAGCUUAUGGAUACCCGCAUGGAGCUGGCCAGGCUUUGCUACGACUCUGACUUUGAGAAACUGAAGCCAGAAUACUUGAACCGACUCCCUGAAAUGAUGAAGCUGUUCUCACAGUUCCUGGGAAAGCAGCCAUGGUUUGCAGGGGACAAGAUCACCUUUGUGGACUUCCUCGCUUAUGACACCAUUGAGAGGAACCAAGUAUUUGAGCCUACAUGCCUAGAUGCGUUCCCAAACCUGAAGAACUUCAUAUCCCGCUUUGAGGGUCUAGAGAAGAUUUCUGCUUACAUGAAGUCCAGCCGCUUCUUUCCAAGACCCGUGUUUAUGAAGACUGCAAAGUGGGGAAACAAAUAGGACCUUGACAGCCGGAAGAUGGCAGUGAGAAGCCAGUUUUCUUCUGCUGCCCAGUGCUCUGAGGGUCAGCCAGACCCCUGCAGCCCUCAUACUACUUUACAGUUAUUUCCCCCAAUUGAAAAAGCCCUGUAAACUCUCUUUUCUCUUGUGUCAUCCCUGGUCCAGCCAAGCCCUUUAAAGUGCUAGCUCUUCAUUUUCCUUUGGCAAAACCCUCUCCUAAUGCUACCACUAUGGUGUCUUGCACUAAAACCAGCCUGACCAUCCUACCCAUCAUUGUGUCUGCUUCAAGGAGGUUAGCCCGGACCCUCCUGGAGCUCAGCUCUGUGCUCCCCAGCACUGCUGAAGAGACCAGUGUAGCCUGGUGUACAGCCCUACACUGCCUAUGUGAUUCCAGUAAAAUCUGAACCACA